AAUGCCGAGCUGUAGUCGAUGAACAGCAUUCUCACAGGUAUUCCUCUUGUCCAGAUGGGUUAGGGCAGUGUGCAGUGUGGUUGAGAUUGCAUCGUCUGUGGACCUAUUUGGGCGGUAAGCAAAUUGGAGUGGGUCUAGGGUGUCAGGUAGGGUGGAGGUGAUAUGGUCCUUGACUAGUCUCUCAAAGCACUUCAUGAUGACGGAAGUGAGUGCUACGGGGCGGUAGUCGAACAAUGGUGGCCCUCUUGAAGCAUGUGGGAACAGCAGACUGGGAUAGGGAUUGAUUGAAUAUGUCCGUAAACACACCAGCCAGCUGGUCUGCGCAUGCUCUGAGGACGCGGCUGGGGAUGCCGUCUGGGCCUGCAGCCUUGCGAGGGUUAACACGUUUAAAUGUUUUACUCACCUCGGCAGCAGUGAAGGAGAGUCCGCAUGUUUUGGUUGCAGGCCGUGUCAGUGCCACUGUAUUGUCCUCAAAGCGGGCAAAAGGUUAUUUAGUCUGCCUGGGAGUAAGACAUUCUGGUCCGUGACGGGGCUGGCUUUCCUUUUGUAAUCCAAGAUUGACUGUAGACCCUGCCACAUACCUCAAUUAUCCAUCCCUCUGGAGCAAGAUGGAAAGGAAAGCGCGAAAGGAGAUCCUUCACGAGUCCAGUACAUCAAGAGUUGUAUUCUACUAUUAAUCAAUCACAACUAUUAUCAUUUGUAUUUUACCUUUACCGCAAGCAAGUCAGUUAAAAACAAAUUCUUAUUUUCAAUGACAGCCUAGGAACAGGGGCAGAAUGUCAGCUCGGGGAUUCAAUCUUGCAACCUUGCGGUUACUGGCCCAAAGCUCUAACCACUAAGCUACCUGUCACUCCUGACUACUUAGUCAGUAAUUAAGUUAAUUGGCUCCUCUCUGUCCUCACCUCCGCUGUGCUCCGCACUGCUGCACGCUGCUCUCUCUCUCUCUGACUUCAACUUUCUAGCCAAUGUUAGCUAGCUAGCUUGCUACAUACAGGGCUUAAGACUAACUUUUUUAAUCACUGUCCCAUAAUUGUCCUGAAGUGCAAUUUAAAUUGUCCCAAACUGAACAUGAACUUCCCAAAUUCAAAUACGUGUUGAUGUUUUUUGAUAUGCCAACAUGGGUCUACUCUAGAACAUAUAGGUCAGUCAUUCUUAAACGACUAAUAAGAGUAGCCUACUACUAAAAUAAAUACAUGGAACUGUCAACUGAACCAGAAAUUCACAUAAAAUUGCCUCUAAAAUGGCCAACAAUAAUAUUUACAUAUAUUGUGCAUAAAUAUACAUAAAUAAUUAGUCUACAUGUAAAAGUGUAGCCUAGGUUAUUUAAGCAAUAAGGCCAGAGGGGGUGUGGUAUAUGGCCAAUAUACAACGGCUAAGGUUGUCCUUAUGAACGGCCUGGACAGUGCCUGGACACAGCCCUUAGCCGCAGUAUAUUGGCCAUAUACAGGGCCUUCGGAAAGUAUUCAGACCCCUUGAUUUUUCCCACAUUUUGUUAUGUUACAGCCUUAUUCUAAAAUGGUUUUAAUUAAAUAACAUCCUCAGUAAUCUACACACAAUACCUACACACAAUACCGAAUACGGAUCUGGGGAUACCUGCCAAAUCUCCUGAGAGGGAAAAGGUUUUUGUCAUGGCCUCUUCACGACUAUCUUGGUAUGUUUGGACCAAGAUAGUUUGUUGGUGAUGUGGACAUCAAGGAACUUGAAACUCUCGACCCGCUCCACUACAGCCCUGUUGUUGUUAAUGGGGGCCUGUUCGGCCCUCCCUUUCCUGUAGACCACAAUCAGCUCCUUUGUCUUGCUCACAUUGAGGGAGAGGUUGUUGUCUUGGCACCACACUGCCAGGUCUCUGCGCUCCUCCCUAUAGGCUGUCUCAUCGUUUUUAUUGAUCAGGCCUACCACCUUUGUGUCGUCAGCAAACUUAAUGAUGGUAUUUGAGUCAUGCUUGGCCACACAGUCGUGGGUGAACAGGGAGUACAGGAGGGGACAAGCACGCACCCUUGAGGGGCCUCUGUGUUGAGGAUCAGCGAGGUAGAUGUGUUGUUGCUUACCCUUACCACUUGGGGCGGCCCAUCAGGAAGUCCAAGAUCCAGUUGCAGAGGGAGGUGUUUAGUCCCAGGGUCUUUAGCUUAGUGAUGAGCUUUGUGGGCACUAUGGUGUUGAACGCUGAGCUGUAGUCAAUGAACAGCAUUCUCACAUAGGUGUUCCUUUUGUCCAGGUGAGAAAGGGCAGUGUGGAGUGCGAUUUGAGAUUGCGUCAUCUGUGGAUCUAUUGGGGCGCUAUGCAAAUUGGAGUGGGUCUAGGGUUUCUGGGAUGAUGGUGUUGAUGUGAGCCAUGACCAGCCUUUCAAAGCACUUCAUGGCUAUUGACGUGAGUGCUACAGGGCGGUAAUCAUUUAGGCAGGUUACAUUUGCUUUCUUUGGCACAGGGAUUAUGGUGGUCUGCUUGAAACAUGUAGGUAUUACAGACUCGGGCAGGGAGAGGUUGAAAAUGUCAGUGAAGACACUUGACAGUUGGUGCGCACAUGCUUUGAGUAUACAUCCUGGUAAUCCGUCUGGCCCCGGGGAUUUUGUAAAUGUUGACCUGUUUGCUCACAUCGGCUACCGAGACCGUGAUCACACAGUCGACCGAAACAGCUGGUGCUUUCAUGCUUGCUUCAGUGUUGCUUGCCUCAAAGCGAGCAUUAAAGGCAUUUCAAGCCCUGCAACAUCCGACAAGCAUCAGAGCCUGUAUAGUAGGAUUCGAUCUUAGUCCUGUAUUGCCGCUUUGCCUGUUUGAUGUUUCAUCUGAGGGCAUAGCGGGAUUUCUUAUAAGCGUCCAGAUUAGUGUCCCGCUCCUUGAAAGUGGCAGCUCUGGCCUUUAUCUCAGUGAGGAUGUUACCCGUAAUCCAUGGCUUCUGGUUGGAAUAUGUAUGUACUGUCGCUGUUGGGACAAAGUUGUAGAUUCACUUAUUGAUGAAGCCUGUGACUGAGUUGGCAUACUCCUCAAUGCCAUUGGAUGAAUCCCGGAACAUAUCCCAGACUGUGCUAGCAAAACAGUCCUGUAGCGUAGCAUCCGCAUCAUCUGACCACUUAGGUAUUAAAUAUCAUCUGGCCACUACUGUAUUGAGAGAGUCACUGGUACUACCUGCUUUAGUUUCUGCUUGUAAGCCGGAAUCAGGAGAAUAGAAUUAUGGUCAGAUUAGCCAAAUGGAGGGCAAAGGAGAGCUUUGUAUGUGUCUCUAUGUGUGAUUGUAAAGGUGGUCUUCUCUUUUUUUCUCUGGUUGCACAUGGUUGCUGAUAGAAAUGGUAGAAAAGUCUACAAAACUUAGUCCACUCUGUUCAGAACAGUUCUAGUUUUGGAAACAGAAAACUGUAUUGAGCUCAAAUGUUUAAUCAAUGAGAAAAGUUGCCGAAUGUCUCGCUCCAUCUUCUCCCACUACCGGCCACUGGGCUUCCUCUAACCACCAUAUAAGGGUUACGUUAAAUAAAUAAAACGCUCCAUCGGCUCCGUUUGCAUAUUCUGUGUAGACCCCUUUAGCUAUGGCCAUAACCAAUGAAAAGGGGAAUCACUAUAGGACUAACUGACUUGCCUAGUUAAAUAAAGAUAAAAAAAAUAAAAAAUGUAUUAAUAAAACAAAUGCCUUGUCCUUGUCAACACUCACACCUGUGUUAACGAGAGUAUCACUGGCAUGAUGUUAGCUGGUCCUUUUGUGGCAGGGCUGAAAUGCAGUGGAAAUGUUUUUUUUUUUAGGAUUCAGUUCAUUUGCAUAGCAAAGAGGGACUUUGCAAUUCAUCUGAUCACUCUUCAUAACAUUCUCGAGUAUAUGCAAAUUGCCAUCAUACAAACUGAGGCAGCAGACUUUGAAAAUUAAUAUUUGUGUCAUUCUCAAAACUUUUUGCCACAACUGUAGUCUAUAUUUGCAUCAAAGCUCAUCUGUUCAUCUGGCUGUUUGUUUUGAUAUGCAAAUGCUGGCUACCAAUUUAUCUUGCCAUUACAGUCUGUUCUGAUUAUUUUGAAGAAAACAUAAUGCUGUAUCUUCAAGAAUGGUGGGGUCAUGAAAAACCCAGCUCCUUGGUUGUGGAGUAGAGGAGAAGUAGUGCAUCGUGGGUGAUUCACAGACAAGACAGGGAGGCGAUGGAGGAAGAUGAGCGGGCUGUAGAAUUCAAGGGUCUGUUUGAGGACCCUGCCUUCAUCUGUGAGGACUCCCUGUUCUCAGACUACUCCACCCCUAUCGCCAGGUUCCAGGAUGACAUCACAUGGCUCCGCCCACAGGAGAUCUGCCCGUCUCCUGCACUCUUCCCUGACAACACCAAUGACGGCCAUGCAAAGCAAGGCCUCCUGGGAGACUGCUGGUUCCUCUGUGCCUGCACAAUCUUACUGAAGUACCAGCAUUUGAUGAACAAGGUGGUGCCCCCUGCCCAGCCCCUGUGGGGGGAGAGGGGGUACCGGGGCUCCUUCCUCUUCCGUCUCUGGCAGCAUGGCUGCUGGACAGAGGUAACCGUUGACGACCGGCUGCCCUGCCUCAACGGAAAGCUCUGCUUCUCGCGCUGCCAAUCCCCCACUGCUUUUUGGGUUGCUCUGCUGGAGAAGGCCUACGCCAAGCUGCAGGGGUCAUAUGAGCGCCUAUGGGCGGGGCAGGUCUCUGAGGCCCUGGUAGACCUGACAGGGGGGCUGGCGGAGCGCUGGAGCCUGGGGGAUUGUGGCACAGAGGAGGACCAGGGUCAGGGGUCAUCUGACAUUGACUGGGUCAGGAGGAGGAGGCUGGAUCUGGACCUGCUGCAUGCGGUCAGAGAGGGCUGUUCAGUCAGCUGCUCUGUACACAGCGCCCCCGGAGGUGCCAGUGAGUUGGGGCAGUUCCACGCCCUGAGUGUGAUGGAGUGGGUGGACGUGAGGACGGUGGAACGGGGUGGAGUACGUCUAAUCAGGAUCAGAAACCCCUGGGGCAGACGCUGCUGGGAGGGAGCAUGGAGAGAGAGUGGAGAAGGCUGGAACUCUCUGGACCCGGCCUGUACUCUGAACUUGCUGGGCCGGGCCCAGGAGGCAGAGUUCUGGGUGGACGAGACUGAAUUCCUGUUGCAGUUUGAUGAUGUCACAGUGGGGUAUCCUAUCAAUGAGGAGGGACACCUGCAGAGCAUCUAUUCUGGCAAGCUGCUGACUCAUAGCCACCAGACCAGCGAUCGCUGGGUCAAAGGUCACUCAGCAGGUGGUUGCCGUAACAACAGUAGCUUUGGCAGCAACCCUCAGUUCUGGCUGCGGGUGUUUGAGAGGGGAGAGGUGCUGGUGUCUCUGCUACAGCACAGAAGGUAUAGCAGGAACACAGCACACCACUACACACAGUCACCAGAAGAGGGCAGCACCACACAACACCAACACUACCAGGCCAUCGCUUUGCACAUGUGGAAGGUAGAGAAGAAGUGUUUGAACCUGUCUGGGACUCUGAACAGCCCUCCCUGUGCCUCCACACACUGCCACGCCUACGAGCGUGAGGUGGUACUACACACACACCUGGACCCUGGCUGCCACCUGCUCAUCCCCAGUACCUUCCUCCAGGGGGGUGAAGGCAGCUUCCUGCUCAGGGUCUUCUCCUCUUCCCCCACCUCACUCAGUGCUGUGAAGACCCCGGGGCCCUCUUUGCCAUUGGUAACAGAGGGGGAGUGGGAGACAAACUACUUACGGGGCGCAUGGGUCACAGGGUCAUCGGCCGGGGGGAGCAGGAACUUCCUGUCUCACUGGCAGAAUCCAAGGUUCCCGGUCACCAUGGGUGACAACAUAGCGGGGUCAACAGGGGUCAAUGUUAGGGUCACCCUCCACCAGAACUGCCCUGACACUGACCUCCAGGCCAUCGGCUUUCACCUGUACAAGACUCCAGAGGGACAGGAGCAGGCCGAGUCGACAGUACCCAGGGAGGAGGAACCGGUGGCCAGCUGCAUUCCUCACUGCUACACCCAGGCUGUCAGUCUGGCCUGCUGCCUUCCUCCAGGAGCCUAUGUCAUAGUGCCCUCCACCUACCAGCCUGACUCCCCAGGCCAGUUCACCCUCACUGUGGCUCGCAAAAUACACAGGAGAGUGGUAAAGAGUCAGGAAAGACUGGGGAGAGCCAUUCAAGAGGUCUCUCACAUAUCUGUGAUGCGUAGUUAGCUCUGGGAGCUGUGCUGCCGCUGUGCUGACGUGGGCUCACAUCACUUCGGCCCUUGGCCACACAUGAAAGGAGCGGGUCCCCCCCCCCCCCCAUGCCGAACACGCACGGCCUGGGCUCAGGGCCUUUAUCCCCAGCCUGGCGAGGCUCAGGGAGCCGAUCGGCAUCUCUUCUUUCUGUCUCUCUCUCUCCCGGCUGCGAUUAGCACAUCACAGGUUGUCGUUGGGCCAGGCGCUAAUGGGAGCUGACGGGGCUGGCCGGUGUAAACAAACAGCCGCCAUUGAAGAGGCCCGCUCACUAUGCUCACUCGCUGGCCCGUCGGCCUGAGACAAAGGGCCCACUCAUGGAGCUCCUUGCUGGGGCAGAGAGGGCAGAAGCAAGGGGUCGGACCUCACCACACUGCAGUGCACCCACCCAGCCUCAGACCCAAACCCCAGGGCUGCCUGUGACUGAACUUUGCCUUCAUCCAUGCCCCCAGAGUAGAUAGAAGUUUCCCCUAACCAGUGAUAUUUUGUCAUCCCCUUAAUGUUUGAGUUUAGGAUUAAGGGUGUGGUGAAUGUGAUUAUAAAUAUGUGGCUAAGGAUAGCUUUAACAUCAAGCCCUUGUCCUCUGACCACAAACAGAGUAGCCCCCUCACCCCACAACCCCCACACCUGAGACUCUGCUGCAGCCCCCGUCCCUAUCACCCUCACACCCUUAGAACUGGACCCGGGACUGCUGUUUGAAGUGGCUGCAUGAUGAACAGUACAGGGGGCGAUAUGGGGCGAAGCGGCACUACUUAGGCAACAGAUUCUUUGGAAGAAGCCGCCAGUGUUUUGGCUCUGCACGCAGUGGCUGAAAAGGGUGUGUGUGUGUGUGUGUGUGUGCUGGUGUGGUAACUAACUUGAAAAGGCAGGGUGUGUGUUGCUGGUGUGGUAACUAACUUGAAAAGGCAGGGUGUGUGUUGCUGGUGUGGUAACUAACUUGAAAAGGCAGGGUGUGUGUGUGUGUGUGUUGCUGGUGUGGUAACUAACUUGAAAAGGCAGGGUGUGUGUGUGUGUGUGUGUGUUGCUGGUGUGGUAACUAACUUGAAAAGGCAGGGUGUGUGUGUGUGUGUGUGUUGCUGGUGUGGUAACUAACUUGAAAAGGCAGGGUGUGUGUGUGUGUGUGUUGCUGGUGUGGUAACUAACUUGAAAAGGCAGGGUGUGUGUGUGUGUGUGUGUGUGUUGCUGGUGUGGUAACUAACUUGGGUACCACUGCCACUCCAACUGUUGACUGAUUACAAUGGUUUUAUUAUCUGAGAGUAUUACUGUGUUGUUGUACUUUUGUUGUCAGUGUGUUUGUGUGUUUAAAUAUACAGAAGAUGCAGUUGUUGAUGGAACUAUAAUAAAGUUGUAUCCUGCACACUA
Messenger RNA from Oncorhynchus masou masou (cherry salmon), 7503 nucleotides. RefSeq names its product calpain 10 (gene capn10). Gene Ontology annotation, cellular component: cytoplasm. Lineage: Eukaryota; Metazoa; Chordata; Actinopteri; Salmoniformes; Salmonidae. Gene Ontology annotation, molecular function: calcium-dependent cysteine-type endopeptidase activity. Bases 4114 to 6117 code for a protein of 667 amino acids. The record is from RefSeq and is a predicted model, not a curated record. Gene Ontology annotation, biological process: proteolysis. The transcript has 13 exons.